UCAGGGCUCAAGACUAGCACCUCCGGGUCUGUGCGGAUGUAUCAUCGAACUUGAGCGCUGCAUCCCCGAAUGGGUGAGAGCGCGAUGACAGCAGACGACCGGGAGAGAAUCGGGCAGUCGAGUCGGUCGGACGCACAGAAUGAAUCGUACGGGGCAGGAGAACGUGUUGUGGUCGAACGCAACGAGCCGCUGGCCUAGAGGUCAGUGCGUCGUCAGAGAGAGCGAGCGAGCAACGAUUUUGGGCUGAGAUGUCGAAGCACUCGUAGCUCGCGGAGCAGGGAUGGUAGCCGCCGUGCAAUGGAGCACACUCGGGCCUCCUGCGGGACUGACGUCGAGGACGACGAGGCCUUUGGAAGUCAGUGGCACGAGGUACACCAACAAUCCAUGGACCCCUCGCAAUUGCGGCAUCUCGGCCAUGUCGAGCGAGAACGACGCCCGGAGCACGAGUUCCGGACAUUUUGCCGGUUUAUCGUCCCUGAAGGAACAGCUGCUCAGCGGCCGCGAGGGAAAGCAAAGCGGACUGCCGACGGCGAAGCAGCAGCAGGGGCGGCGGACGCCUCCUGAGACCGAGAAGGCUCCUGCCCGGGAGCCGCCGCCGUCGAUCAGGCAACCGACCGCGAACGGCGAAGACUCCGUGGCUCUUCUGGUGGCCAAUCUGCCCAAGGAGCUGACGAAGGCGGAGUUCGAGUCGCUGAUGCUCAAGGAUCCUCAAGUCGCUCGCUGCACGUACCUGACCCACAAAAGUGGCGAUUGUCGUAGCUACGGAUUCUGCGAGCUCCGGCCGGGAGCGGAUGUCACCGCGGCCAUCGAACUCCUCAACCGGCAGACGGUCGGCGGCCGGCUGCUCAGAGCUUCCAUCGCCACCGGCAAGAAGGAAUCCCUGGAGUCUACCCCGAGGAUUUCUUCUCGAGGAGACGCCCGAACAAAGGCGGCGACGACGACGACGAGUGUGAAGAACUUCAAAGCGAGUCCGAAUCCGCGAGAUAAACGGGAGAGUGACGGUGGAGCUAAAUCACUCGGGGGAGCCUCGAAUUCGACUGCCGGAGGACGCCAAUCUUCGCAGCAGCAGCAGCAGCAGCUAGGCACCGUUACUCGAUUGUCUCGAGCGGGAGCCGGACCCUCGAAGCCCCCGGGCGAGGCUUCCCAGUCGGGCUCCAAUGCUCCACUGUCCGGACAGAAGGUGCUGGACGCGUUGGAAAGGUUCGCCCGACAACGGAAAGCUAUCGGAGAAACUCCCGGCAAUCGUCGAGUUUCGUCGGAUUUCAAAGCCGAGACGGAUGGUACCGAUGAGAGUGAGCCGGAGCCCGUCCAAGUGAGACCCGAUUGGCCCGAUAGAAUCGCGUCUCUUGAGGCCCAGAUUCAGCAUUUGAGGCGAUUGUGACUCAUUUAUUCCUCGUCCCUUCACUCGCCGUCUUUCCCUUCAGUCCAGACUCUGAGACUCCCGCUCUUCGUUCACUUUCAAUUCAACUUGGCCUCUGUAUGGGACGCUGGUUCUAUUUAAUAACCCGAGACCUUGGUACUCUCGUCCAGCUGCAAGGGACAUUAACAACACUCAACUGUCAAUAUCCACUGUCCUGGGCUGGUGGAACCUACAAGGGCGAAUGGACAGCCCCGUUCUACUGCAACUGCAUUGUAGGUAGUGUUUCUAGGCACCAGUGGCAAGUGCUUUUGCUGCGAGAUUACCAAUUCCAUCUUCAUGUUCUGAAUAAGUUCACAUCUCUGACGCGUGGUCGAAGAUUGUACAUAUGUGUUGUUUCAAUUCAAAUAAAAGAUCCGCUUUACUAAUGUGAGUGG
This is a messenger RNA of Marchantia polymorpha subsp. ruderalis, 1794 nucleotides long. NCBI's taxonomy places the organism in Eukaryota, Viridiplantae, Streptophyta, Marchantiopsida, Marchantiales, Marchantiaceae. The record is from the annotation of a GenBank genome assembly.